AUGCUCGUUCUCGCAAGAAGCAGGCUCACCACUACAGCACAGCACGCUAGUCGUCGCUUUUUCUCCAACAAGCAAGGCUUUGAUAGUCUUGUUUUAGGGGCUUACACAUCAGAAAAGCCAGCAUUAACCACACAGCAAGUGUCCAGCAAGACCAGAGACUUGCUUCAGAGUCAAUUAGCUCUAAGCAAAUUCAAGAAAGCAGGUGAUGUUCGUUUGUUUUACAACGUAGGUGGUGUCAAGCAAGUCGCUGUUGUGUCUUUGGGAGACAAUUGCAACCAGAAUCCACAUGAGAAGCAAGAAAGCGUUCGCAUGGCGACAGCCAUUGGUAUUCAAGCACUUCAAAAGCAAGGAUCUGUCUACACAGGUGUAGAUGUCUCGGUAGACAUCCAAGGAGCUGCUGAAGGUGCUGUAUUGGCACAAUUCUCAUUUGAUAAACUCAAGCAAAAGAAAAAGGAGGAUCAAGUGGACAGACAGGUGGAGCCCUAUCACUCGGAUGACAGUGUACACGAAGCCUGGGAGACUGGAAGACUCUACGGCGCUUCACAGAACGUAGCUCGCAUGUUGAUGACUUCUCCUGCUAAUCUAAUGACACCCAAGUUGUUUGCAGAGGAAGUAGCCUACUUGCUGGCUGGUUUGGAAAACGUGGAUGUCUUGGUGCAUGAUGAAGAAUGGGCUGCUCGUAAAAAGAUGAAUGCGUUUUUAUCAGUAGCAAAGGGCAGUGCUGAACCAUUGCGAUUCCUUGAAAUUCAUUACAAGGGAGCCAAGAACAAGGAUGAAAGCCCUUAUGGUCUCGUUGGAAAGGGUAUUACAUUUGAUUCGGGAGGCAUCUCGCUCAAACCCUCUACCAACAUGGCUUUGAUGAAGGGGGACAUGGGUGGCGCUGCUACCGUCGCUGGUGCUUUGUACGGUAUCUGUAAAAUGCAAUCGCCUGUCAACAUUGUAGCCAUGAUUCCACUGUGCGAGAAUAUGCCAUCUGGCAAAGCAACAAAGCCUGGCGAUGUUGUGAAAGCAAUGAACGGCAAAUCCAUUGAAGUAUUGAAUACGGAUGCAGAGGGAAGACUGAUUCUGGCCGAUGCACUCUCUUACAUCUCCACUAUGAAACCCAAACACAUUAUUGAUCUAGCCACCCUCACCGGUGCCAUGGAUGUCGCCUUGGGUCAAGUAUUUGCUGGCGUGUUUACCAAUUCAGAUACGUUAUGGCAUCAAUUAGAAAAAGCAGGCGAAUCCGUAUCAGAUCCUUUCUGGCGUAUGCCUAUUCACAAGGAUUACAUUCGAGAAAUGAAGCAAUCGUUGGUAGCAGAUCUAGGCAAUGUUGGAUUCCGCCGUUCCGGAGGCUCAUGUGCUGCAGCUGGGUUCUUGCAAGAGUUUGUUGAUAAGGACAUCCCCUGGGCUCAUAUUGACAUUGCAGGUGUCAUGGACUGUUCGUCUACCAAUGGCCACCACAUCAAGGGAAUGACAGGUCGUCCUACAAGGGCAUUGAUUGAGCUGUUACGAAACACAAUUCACCAAUAG
Messenger RNA from Mucor velutinosus, 1512 nucleotides. Its product is annotated as Non-essential glycogen phosphorylase. The record is from RefSeq and is a predicted model, not a curated record. The transcript is spliced from 5 exons. The coding region runs from base 1 to 1512 and encodes 503 amino acids. NCBI's taxonomy places the organism in Eukaryota, Fungi, Mucoromycota, Mucoromycetes, Mucorales, Mucoraceae. Gene Ontology annotation, biological process: proteolysis. Gene Ontology annotation, cellular component: cytoplasm. Gene Ontology annotation, molecular function: manganese ion binding; metalloaminopeptidase activity.